Messenger RNA from Paralichthys olivaceus (Japanese flounder), 2360 nucleotides. It is a transcript of the gene elovl1a, whose product is annotated as ELOVL fatty acid elongase 1a. Gene Ontology annotation, biological process: fatty acid elongation, polyunsaturated fatty acid; fatty acid elongation, monounsaturated fatty acid; fatty acid elongation, saturated fatty acid. Gene Ontology annotation, cellular component: endoplasmic reticulum membrane; endoplasmic reticulum. Gene Ontology annotation, molecular function: fatty acid elongase activity. The record is from RefSeq and is a predicted model, not a curated record. Lineage: Eukaryota; Metazoa; Chordata; Actinopteri; Pleuronectiformes; Paralichthyidae.
AAACAGGGUGUGGUCCUGAAACCAGCAAGGUCUGUAGUAGUGCCCUGGAGUUUAAAUUGAGUUGAGUGAUCACACUCUCAUAGUUAUCAUAGCUGUCCUCACACGUUUACUCACCUCUCUUGCUUUCUGUCUGUCUCCCACAAUUUCCUUGAACCUAUGAGAGUUUCAGCCUCUGGAUUUUUACCAAAAGAAACCUUUUACAGGCAGCUGGAGGCCUCCGCUACCCACACAGUAGCUCUUUUCAUGUGUCAGGCCUCCACCUGAUCCCUAUCACUGGUGCUGCUGAGGCCUGGGAUUCUCCGGGUUGGGUGUGCUGCCUGCUCCGGCUGAGCAGGAGUUGAGAGCUGAGGACCUGUUCUCAGCAGGACUUUAAUAGGAACAAAAGAAAAAGCAAAAGUCGUCACCAUGCUGGGGGAAGCUUUGUCAAACGUUUUAAAGUUACACAAUUAUCUAAAAUCAAGAACCGAUGCCAGAGUCAGAGACUACCCUCUGAUGAAGAGUCCCGUAGAGAUGACCACCAUCCUGUUGGCCUACGUCUUCCUCUCUGUGUACGCCGGACCCCGCCUGAUGGCACACCGCAAACCUUUCAAUUUAAAAGUAGCCAUGAUCGUCUACAACCUCAGCAUGGUUUUACUGAACGCCUACAUAGUGUUUGAGUUCCUGAUGUCUGGAUGGGGCACCACCUAUACAUGGAGAUGUGACCUAGUCGACACCUCCAGCAGACCGGAGACUUUCAGAAUGAUUCGAGCUUGUUGGAUGUUUUAUUUUUCAAAAUACAUUGAACUCCUCGACACAGCAUUCUUUGUGCUGAGGAAGAAACAAAGCCAGAUCACAUUUCUCCACGUGUUCCAUCACUCCUUCAUGCCGUGGACAUGGUGGUGGGGCAUCACCCUGACUCCUGCUGGAGGAAUGGGCACCUUCCACGCCAUGGUGAAUGCAGCCAUCCACGUUAUCAUGUAUUUCUACUACGGACUCUCUGCUGCAGGGCCUCGAUUCCAGAAAUAUCUGUGGUGGAAGAAGUACAUGACUGCCAUCCAGCUUACGCAGUUUAUCCUUGUCUCCGUCCACAUCAGCCAGUACUACUUCAUGGAGAAAUGUGACUACCAGGUAAAGAUGUGGAUCCACUUGAUCUGGAUUUAUGGAAUGUUCUUCUUCCUGCUGUUCUCCAACUUCUGGGUGCAGGCCUAUAUAAAGGGCAAGCGGCUGCCCGUCACAAAUGACCAGCUGAAGUCGAACGGCUCGGCUAGCGAACCCAUCCCUGUGGUGGCCAACGGCAAGCACAAGGAGAAUGGAAACGUGUCCCACUACACCAACGGCAAAAUCUUGAUGGGCAAAGUAAAGGAAAUCUAACUUAAGUGACUGGAAUGAGAAGGAAAAACAGCAGGUGGCUCAAUAGGGCCUAUAGCUGUCCUUCAUUGUUCAUAUAGCAUAUUGGGAUGGCACAAAUUCCAAUAUACUGCUUCUGUUUAUAAUAUCUAAAUUAGUCUAGUCUUUUAAACGUAUGCACAUGUAUUGGGAUAUGAAUGCCAUAUUGUAUUUUGGUGGUUAUCUAACGUGACACUUUUGGUUCUUGUGAAAACUAUUGACUGUGACACACGCUACAUGAAGAUUGGUGCUCAUUUUGUCACUGAUAGGGUUUUUCAAUUCCAGCUUGGCUGACAUGACCCUGGUUGUUUGGAAACAUUGCACCAUUCCCACUGAAAGACUUGCACGUGUAAAUAACUGCUACAAAGCUUAUGCCAAAACAAAGGUUUUAAUUCUAAAUGUCAAAUUCUUUUUUUUUUUCUCUCCUUCUCUUCUUAUUUAUCAUUUGAAAUAAAAAACAAUUAGAUGAAGGUCUGUGUCAUUUGGAAAGCAGUUGUGUGGUGUGCACUUUUGUAAGAAAUAUACUACACUACACAAUUUUUCAAUUGUAAGAAUUGUGGAAAAGAAAUGUUAAACUGUAUAUUACAGUAUUGAUACGUUUUUUUGCAUAAUGAGGCAGUGAUGCGUACACUGCUUUGUGUGAUCAUGCAUGUCUGAGUUUUGCAACUUUGUAUGGUCUAUUCUCCCAGCAAACUGAGAGUGAAGCUAACCGGUGCGUUCAAAUACAUCUGAAUAAAAGAAAUCGUUACGGAGUGGUUGACGAUCUUGUUGUGAAGUGCAAGCUUUUAAGUGGGUCCGACAUCUGCCACGAAAUCAAGAUAAAUAUGUUGUAUGAUGUAAUUGACUCAUGUUUAAAACGUUGCCUGUUUCUGACUUGAAAGCUCAAUGGACGUUGUAAUUUUUACUUUUCACCAUAAUAAAAUAAUUUUCUGAAUCCAUAAGAAUCUCAGAAGUUAGAUGAAAGAAUUGAUGUAGAAUAAAAGAAUGAACAGGAA